UUUCAGAUGAUAAUCGACAUCGAAUGGGGAGGUUUUGGUGACCGAGGUGAUGCUGAAUACAUACGAACGCAAUACGAUAGGAUUGUUGAUGAACGUUCCGAUCAUCCUGGUAGUUAUUGUUUCGAUAAAUUGGUUGCUGGUAAGUGUAUGGGCGAAGUUGUACGACUUGUACUCGAGAAACUGUGCACACUCAAAGUUAGCUACCUAUACACGAAUUGGAGAGCUAUUGCUUGUGUGCUGAAUCGAAUCGGUCAACCAAAGAUGAUUGUGGCCAUCGAUGGCAGUACCUACAAGUGUCAUCCGUUCUUCGAACACUGGAUCAGCGAAAAAGUGAAAGAACUACUUGACCCAGGACUGAAGGUUCCAUUUACUUUUGCUCUUUCUCCACCUGAAACAUGA
Molecule: messenger RNA, 399 nt
Organism: Haemonchus placei
Lineage: Eukaryota; Metazoa; Nematoda; Chromadorea; Rhabditida; Trichostrongylidae
Source: the annotation of a GenBank genome assembly